This is a messenger RNA of Aspergillus oryzae RIB40, 453 nucleotides long. RefSeq lists its product as uncharacterized. Lineage: Eukaryota; Fungi; Ascomycota; Eurotiomycetes; Eurotiales; Aspergillaceae. Bases 1 to 453 code for a protein of 150 amino acids. The record is from RefSeq and is a predicted model, not a curated record. The transcript has a single exon.
AUGGCGCUUUCUUCUAUCAAACCUCUACCGAAGCUUCCGAUCCUAGAACAAAUCGAGUCCAUGACGCGGAAGCCAGCAGCCGAACCAAAACCCGAGCCUCCAAAGCCUAGUCAAGUCGACGAGGAUGAGCUCCUUCUCUCCGCUGCCCGUAUCGCUGCUGAAUCUCUCAGGAGUGGUCCAAGACUCAUAGACAGCUGGUCUACUAGGCCAUCUGAACCUCGGCGCUCGUCUUUCAGCCCCCGAGGCAGUUUCUCUUCGUCAUAUUCCUUCUCCCGGAGUCAGUCGCCCCAGUCACUUGUGAACGGACAUGACCUUGCACUUGCCCCUGACACUGAUCUCGGACUGGGCCGCACAUUGUCUCGCACCGAACAAAGACUUCGCAUGACGGGUGGCAAAGGGCUGGCCUAUAAGCCACUGGACUUUACCCCUAAAAAGAAACGAAAAUCCAAAUAA